Molecule: messenger RNA, 345 nt
Organism: Geodia barretti
Lineage: Eukaryota; Metazoa; Porifera; Demospongiae; Tetractinellida; Geodiidae
Source: the annotation of a GenBank genome assembly
AUGCAUACAGCUGUGGAGGACUACGGAGUGGCAGAGUACGGCUACAUUGAAGGAGAGGUGGGGAUGGGAGACGAGGUGGUGGUGAUUGUGAGGAGGAGCCAGACACACCCUCACCAGCCUGCCCACGACAUCAAGGAAUUCUCAACAGGAGAUUUGAGCAGUGACGCCAGCAAAGUCUACCUCUAUAAUGCCGUUUGGAACAACAACACUAAUCUCCCAGUCUUUACCAGAGUCCUGAAUGCCUUCCUCCUAGUGAGUGGGAUGGCAGCCAUAUCUCAGUCGCUGCUAGACGAGGACAAAUUGAGGGUGGCUAUGACUGGUGGGGUCCUGGAGGAAAGAGACUAG